GCAGGCAGAGCUGUCAGGAGCCGGAGGCCGUUUGUACUUGGCCGCGGCAAGGCUGACUCCUGCUCCCCUGACAGACAGGGGCGGGGGUUGAGAGGCCGCUUGUCUCGGGACCUGCACGUGGGGAUCUCAAAUUCUUCCUUCGGGCUCCGCUCGGGACCCGGCGACAGCCACGAGUCGGGGCGCUGCGCGGCCCGGACGCGAUGGCUCCCUUGAGGAGUGGGGAGGAAGGUGGCACAGAGUACGGCGCCCCCCUCGCGCCAGAGGCAGCAUGAGUUGGGCGAAGGGCGGUAGCAGCAGCCCCAGCAGCCUCUGCCGACACCUCCUGCGGGCCCUCGUCAACUCGCCCCCGCGCACCAUGCCGACCCCCGGUCUGCACAGCCCGCAGCGCAGCGCCGACCGCCACCGCGGCCCCUGCUAACCUACGCGGCAGUGCCCUCGGCCGCAGGGGCCGGCCGCCCGCGCCGCGCCCCGGGGAGGCGGAACCGCGGUGCGCCCGGAGCCCCGGCUCAGCCCUUUGCUCUCCAGCUGCAUCCCCCUCUAGGCAGCCCAGGGCGCGCAGAGGCGAUGGGGGCGCUGCGGGCGCUCUGCCUUCUCCUGGGCUGGCUGUGCUGGGGCCCGGCGGCCGCCCAGCAGCCCGGAGAAUACUGCCACGGCUGGGUGGACGUGCAGGGCAACUACCACGAGGGCUUCCAGUGCCCGGAGGACUUCGACACGCUGGACGCCACCAUCUGCUGCGGCUCCUGCGCGCUGCGCUACUGCUGCGCCGCGGCCGAUGCCAGGCUGGAGCAGGGCGGCUGCACCAACGACCGCGGCGAGCUGGAGCACCCGGGCAUAACUGCGCAGCCUGUCUAUGUUCCCUUCCUGAUUGUGGGCUCCAUCUUCAUCGCUUUCAUUAUCCUGGGCUCCUUAGUGGCGAUUUACUGCUGCACCUGUUUGAGACCCAAGGAGCCCUCCCAGCAGCCAAUCCGCUUCUCGCUCCGCAGCUAUCAGACAGAGACCCUGCCCAUGAUCUUGACCUCCACGAGCCUCAGGGCACCUUCCAGGCAGUCCAGCACGGCCACCAGCUCCAGCUCUGCAGGGGGCUCCAUCCGCAGGUUCUCCUUCGCCAGGGCGGAGCCAGGCUGCCUGGUGCCCUCACCACCCCCGCCUUACACCACAGGCCACCCAAUCCACCUGACCCAGCCAUCCGGUUUCCUGGUGUCCCCCCAGUACUUCACUUACCCACUCCAGCAGGAGCCGCCGCUGCCUGGGAAGAGCUGUCCAGACUUCAGUUCCAGUUGACAGGCCUCGGCCUGAAAUCCAGCGUGUAGUACAAGGGCAGACAGGUGGAGCUCUGCUGCCAGUGCUACAAGUAUUUCUGAGGAAAUUUCCCUGGAACCCGGCAACGUCACGGAGGAAAGUGCAGGGGAAAUGCCACGCCUUCUCAUCUGAAGGUUCCCGGCUCCAAACACAGAAUGGCUGUUAGAUAAUCGGUUACUGGCUUUGAAAACAUGGUGACCACUGCAUUUCAAUUUAUGCUACUUCUAUUCAAAAUAUGCAGCAGCUUGACUUUAAAGUUGCAAAUUGGCUGAAGAUGUUUUAUUGGACAGCUGGGCUCUAUUUGUAGAAAAGGUCUACACAUUCUCUUUUUCAUUGUAAGUUGUAGUGAGUUAUAGUACAAAUAUAAACACAAAUAAGCAAGAAAAAUACCUGAUUGCAAUUAAUGAAGGUUCACUUAAAACAAUUAACUACUAAGUAAACUGAGGGGACAGUGAACAACCUAUUUAUGAUUUUGGGGGGCAAUCUAAUCAUGGAUAAUAUUGGCAUCAUGAGAACAGUUGUUUUAAAAUUAAUAACUAAAUUUUGUUUAACAUAUAAGAGCUUUUUUAGGGUACAAGAUUUCAGUAACGACAUGAGGAGUUUAAAGUUUUAAAUAUUUACUCAGAUAUUCAUUGUAACACAAAUCCUAUAUAAAAGAAUUCCCCCCCACCUGAGGGAAUAUUUAUUCCAGGCUUUUUGUUCAGCAACAUUUAGUAUGUAAAUGAAGGUUGGACAGUGGUUCUUAAAACAUUUAUUUGUAAAAUGAGUUAUGUAUAAAUGUAAAGAUUUGUAAUUUAAUGUAUUUACCACAGCAAUGGUACUAAUUAUUAGUAGUCACACUGUAAUUUUUUAUGUUAAUAAUAACUGUGGAGUUCAAAGUCCAGCUAUUGUUUAUAAUCAUUUAAUAUUACAUGUCUUAAGUGCCAUUGAAUUCCAUGUCUGAUGACUACAUAUUUGGGCAUAUAUCCUGUUGGGUUAGAAUACAUAAAAUACAUUGUUUUUGUGGAAUCUAUUUGAAGAUUUGGAUCAAAGUGCUUUGCUUUAUCUCCUUAGCAAUAUUUGUUAUUGAAUAAAAGGAAAUGUCUUUACUUCACACUUCAUGUUUUAAAAUGAUAAAAGGCAGAUUCUGCACUGGUAUUGAAUUGCAUUAAAAAGUUAAUUUCUA
Messenger RNA from Manis javanica (Malayan pangolin), 2464 nucleotides. RefSeq names its product shisa family member 3 (gene SHISA3). The record is from RefSeq and is a predicted model, not a curated record. NCBI's taxonomy places the organism in Eukaryota, Metazoa, Chordata, Mammalia, Pholidota, Manidae.